Molecule: messenger RNA, 1110 nt
Organism: Dioscorea cayenensis subsp. rotundata (Guinea yam)
Lineage: Eukaryota; Viridiplantae; Streptophyta; Magnoliopsida; Dioscoreales; Dioscoreaceae
Product: glyoxylate/hydroxypyruvate/pyruvate reductase 2KGR-like
Exons: 2
Coding region: 16-966 (316 amino acids)
Cellular component (GO): cytosol
Molecular function (GO): glyoxylate reductase (NADPH) activity; NAD binding; hydroxypyruvate reductase [NAD(P)H] activity
Source: RefSeq, a predicted model, not a curated record
AACCCUUCGCCUCCAAUGGAAACCCUCGGCGUUCUCCUCACCUUCCCUAUGAAUCCAUACCUCGAGGAGGAGCUCGAUCGCCGCUGCAACCUCUUCCGGCUAUGGGAGUCGCCGCCGGAGUCCCGCUGUGAGUUCCUCCGCGCACACGCUGGCUCGAUCCGUGCCGUGGUUGGCAACGCAACCUGCGGCGCUGACGCCGAUACCAUUGAUGCUCUCCCGAAGCUCGAGAUCAUCUCUUCCUUCAGCGUCGGCCUUGACAAGAUCGAUCUUGAGAAGUGCCGCCAGCGCGGCAUCCGGGUCACCAACACUCCCGAUGUUCUCACUGAGGACACUGCCGAUCUUGCGAUUGGGCUGGCGAUUGCCGUGUUGAGGAGGAUCCCGCAAGCCGAUCGGUACGUGAGGAGUGGGUCAUGGAAGUCCAAAGGGGAUUACAAGCUCACCAAUAAGUUCAGUGGUAAGACUGUGGGCAUAAUUGGACUUGGCAGAAUUGGCAUGGCUGUUGCCAAAAGAGCAGAGGCAUUUGACUGCCCGAUCAGUUACCACUCAAGAUCUGAGAAACCUGGUACAAACUACAAGUACUACUCAACUGUUGUCGACUUAGCAGCCAACUGUCAAGUGCUCGUAGUAGCAUGCGCAUUAACGCCUGAAACCCGCCACAUUGUCAACCGUGAAGUUAUGGAUGCGCUCGGCCCAAAGGGUGUGCUGAUCAACAUUGGCCGUGGACCACAUGUGGAUGAGGCCGAGCUUGUUAAAGCACUGGUUGAGGGUCGAUUGGGAGGCGCUGGAAUUGAUGUGUUUGAGCAGGAGCCUCAUGUCCCCGAGGAACUGUUUGAUCUGGAAAAUGUUGUGCUGUUGCCUCACGUUGGCAGUGGCACAGUAGAAACUCGCAAAGCAAUGGCCGAUCUUGUCCUUGGAAACCUAGAGGCGCAUUGUACAAACAAACCACUGUUGACCCCUGUAAUUUAAUCAAAUCUUGUGGCAUUAUCAUUUUCUAUUUGCAUUUAUGCCAAGAAUGCAGCAUUCGGGGGUCACCUGUUCUUCUGUUGGAAGUUGCAGAACUCAGUUUCUAUGAAAUAACAUGUUUCUUGAUGUGUGGGUAUCUUUGUUGAA